UUUUUUACAGCAGAGUCGAUAAUUUUAUGCGCCGUAUACACUUUGAGUUUGCUUACUGAAUUUUUCAUACAUUAUUACUAACAAUGAGCCCAAGUAUUGUGUGGCAGUACUACGAUAAAAAAGAAAAAGGAAUUGCGAUCUGCGUAAAGUGCGGGAAAUGCUUUAAGUACCACAGCAGCACAACCACGUUAAAAAACCACGUAGAAAAAGUACACAAAAUUAAAAUGGAGAAAACUGACAUCAUUGAGCUUGUGGACAACGAUGAUGACAAUGAGCCGAAUCAAAAGAAGUCUAAAUCUGUUUACCCAAUACGAAAUUCCUUUGAAAGAGCAGUAUCAUUUUCUGAUAACAGCACCAAAGGGAAGGAAAUUUCAAAUGCGUUAAUGUAUAUGAUAGUUGUGGACGACAUGCCACUUUGUACACCUGAAAAAAGGGGUUUUUUAAAGUUCUGCAAAACGUUGCAACCUACAUAUAUAUAAAGUGCCUACUGAAAAAACAAUGACGUCAAAAAUUUAAACAAAAUAUAGUGCAAUCCGAUUAAAGGUCAAAAACGAACUCAGUCAGGCGAAAUCUGUAUGACUGACAUCGGUCAUAUGGACAAACUCUUCGACUAUGCAAAGUUAUGUUGGAGUAACUAUACACUUCGUUAAAGGUUAGUUCAUCCUUUUUAUCUGCGAAAAAUAAUUUUUGUAGUAAUUUGUUUUUGGCGGAAUAUUUUCACUUAUCAAAAACUGGAAUCACGGGAUAUAUAAAGAAUAGAGCCCGUUGAGCUAGAAAAAGAAAAAGUGGAUGUUGUCGGCCUUCAUCCAUUUAUUCUGACGGUAUAAAAAAUUGUUGA
This is a messenger RNA of Rhagoletis zephyria (snowberry fruit fly), 838 nucleotides long. RefSeq lists its product as uncharacterized. Gene Ontology annotation, molecular function: DNA binding. NCBI's taxonomy places the organism in Eukaryota, Metazoa, Arthropoda, Insecta, Diptera, Tephritidae. The record is from RefSeq and is a predicted model, not a curated record.